This is a messenger RNA of Aspergillus homomorphus CBS 101889, 366 nucleotides long. RefSeq lists its product as uncharacterized. Lineage: Eukaryota; Fungi; Ascomycota; Eurotiomycetes; Eurotiales; Aspergillaceae. Bases 1 to 366 code for a protein of 121 amino acids. The transcript is spliced from 2 exons. The record is from RefSeq and is a predicted model, not a curated record.
AUGGGCCAGAGGCACAAUCGACGUCGCACCCGUCCGCGCUCUCGAAACCGCAGCAGUAGCAGCAUCCACAACAAUCACAUUCAAAUCGCUCCCAACGAAGCUUUCACCCGACCUACCAAUUCAGUCCUCCCUGCGGCCUUCGACUGCCAUGAACCCCCCGCCCCAACCUGGCACUAUGGGAAUAUAACAUGGCAGAACCGCGAUCGCAUGAUGAGGCUGGAAACCUCCAAUCUGGAGGCGGAGCAGUGCCGACUCUUUGGUGGUGAGCCCGGUGACGAUGUGGGCCUAUGCUAUCGGAUGCUGGAGUAUUUUGGUGGACUCGAUUACAUCGACUGUCCACAGUCUCUAAACGCAUUACCUGGAUGA